Gorilla gorilla gorilla (western lowland gorilla) is the source of this 7580-nucleotide messenger RNA. RefSeq names its product karyopherin subunit alpha 6 (gene KPNA6). Gene Ontology annotation, biological process: protein import into nucleus. The transcript has 14 exons. Bases 298 to 1908 code for a protein of 536 amino acids. Gene Ontology annotation, molecular function: nuclear import signal receptor activity; protein binding. Gene Ontology annotation, cellular component: cytoplasm. The record is from RefSeq and is a predicted model, not a curated record. Lineage: Eukaryota; Metazoa; Chordata; Mammalia; Primates; Hominidae.
AAACAGCUGGGAACUCCUAGACACACUUAACUUUCUUAGGUAUCCCUUCCAGUCUCCUCUCAACCACUCCUUUCCUAUUUCAUUUCCACUCCCCACCUUUAGUAGCUGCGGUCUCUUUAAGUGCGCACUUUCGGUGUAAUGAUAGGCGAUUGGGCCAAUAAAGCGUUUCGUCCUGGAGUUAACUGGUUUGUCCCUUUCGGGCUGCCGUCCUACAGAUCCGCCAUAUUGUCUACUGAAAGCUGCCGCUGAAGCUGCCGCCGUUGCCUCCGCCGCCAAGAGUGAGCGAGCGGAGCCGCGAUGGAGACCAUGGCGAGCCCAGGGAAAGACAAUUAUCGAAUGAAGAGCUAUAAGAACAAUGCUCUAAACCCUGAAGAAAUGAGACGAAGAAGAGAGGAAGAGGGCAUUCAGCUCCGGAAGCAGAAGCGGGAGCAACAACUUUUUAAACGGAGAAAUGUGGAGCUGAUUAAUGAAGAAGCUGCCAUGUUCGAUAGUCUUCUCAUGGACUCUUAUGUGAGCUCUACCACUGGGGAGAGUGUGAUCACAAGAGAGAUGGUGGAGAUGCUCUUUUCUGAUGAUUCUGACCUGCAGUUAGCAACCACACAGAAAUUCCGGAAACUGCUCUCCAAAGAGCCUAGUCCUCCAAUAGAUGAAGUUAUCAACACUCCAAGAGUGGUGGAUCGGUUCGUGGAGUUUCUGAAGAGGAAUGAGAAUUGUACAUUACAGUUUGAAGCUGCCUGGGCUCUAACGAAUAUUGCCUCUGGAACCUCUCAGCAGACCAAAAUUGUCAUUGAAGCAGGGGCUGUCCCCAUUUUUAUAGAGCUGCUUAAUUCAGACUUUGAGGAUGUUCAGGAACAGGCAGUCUGGGCACUGGGAAACAUAGCUGGAGAUAGCUCUGUUUGCCGAGAUUACGUCUUGAACUGUUCCAUCCUUAAUCCUUUGUUAACACUCCUUACCAAGUCCACACGACUGACGAUGACACGGAAUGCGGUCUGGGCCCUGUCAAAUCUCUGCCGAGGGAAGAACCCACCCCCAGAGUUUGCAAAGGUCUCUCCUUGUUUGCCUGUACUGUCUCGCCUACUCUUCAGCAGCGACUCGGACUUGCUGGCAGAUGCUUGCUGGGCCCUUUCUUAUCUGUCCGAUGGCCCCAAUGAGAAGAUCCAGGCAGUCAUAGACUCCGGAGUCUGCCGGAGAUUGGUAGAGCUGCUGAUGCACAAUGAUUACAAAGUGGCUUCUCCUGCCCUGAGAGCCGUGGGUAACAUCGUCACUGGGGAUGACAUCCAGACCCAGGUCAUUCUUAACUGUUCAGCCCUACCUUGCCUUCUCCACUUGUUGAGCAGUCCCAAGGAAUCAAUUCGGAAGGAAGCUUGCUGGACUAUUUCAAAUAUUACUGCUGGCAACAGGGCUCAAAUACAGGCUGUUAUAGAUGCAAAUAUCUUCCCUGUGUUGAUUGAAAUCCUUCAGAAAGCAGAGUUUCGUACAAGGAAAGAGGCAGCCUGGGCCAUCACCAAUGCCACAUCAGGAGGAACCCCUGAGCAGAUCAGGUACCUGGUCUCACUGGGCUGCAUCAAACCCCUGUGUGACUUGCUGACUGUAAUGGAUUCGAAGAUUGUGCAAGUGGCCCUCAAUGGACUGGAGAACAUCCUGCGGCUUGGAGAGCAAGAGGGCAAGCGCAGUGGCUCAGGGGUCAAUCCUUAUUGUGGCCUCAUAGAGGAAGCCUAUGGCUUGGAUAAAAUUGAGUUUCUCCAGAGCCACGAGAACCAGGAGAUCUACCAGAAGGCCUUCGACCUCAUUGAGCACUACUUUGGUGUAGAAGACGAUGAUAGCAGCCUGGCUCCCCAAGUCGAUGAAACGCAACAGCAGUUCAUCUUCCAGCAGCCUGAGGCCCCCAUGGAGGGCUUCCAGCUAUAAUAUCUGCCUCCGGGGAGGGGAGGGGAUGGGAAGCACCACCAGCCAGCGGAAGAGCAGCCCUCUGGUGGGCGGGAAACCAGUGUCCCCACCAUCAGCCACCACACACCUCUGCUGCCCUGGAGACUGUGCUCUUGACCUGCUCCGCCCCCUUCCCUGGAGGGAGCACCCUCUGGACAGACAGAACCAUCUGAGGCUCACCUUUGGGUUUUGUGACAAGAAGGGGACGUGUUGGGUUUUUCUUCCUUACACUAUAUUUUGGCUGCACACAUGUCUUUAACCCAGGAGCCCAGGGGUAGACAAAGGAGGACUAAGGUAAUCAAUUUGCACCUUUUUUUAUUUUUAUUUUUUUUCUUUUUUUCUUCAGUGGUGACUUCCUUCCCUUUAUCUUUUUUCAUUCUUCCCGGUCCUCUGCCCUGAUAUGUGUAACUCUUAUCUUGGGUACUUGAGCAGACGGUAUAUUCCAGAGGUGGGAGGUGGGAGGGGAAGGGAGAAAUCCAAAACAAAGUGUUCUUGCUCUGACAGAAUAUUAAUCUUGUAUGCUUGGAUUGAGUUAUUUAAUUUUUUUUUCUUUUGCACAUUUUUCUUGUAUUAAGAUUGCUCUUCCCAAGAGCCACAAGUUCCUGGUUUUAGUAAACCCAGCUGCCUGCAUUGCCUGGGACUAGAGGCUGGGGAGGCUACCAUGAAACAAAGGUCCCUCCCUCCCUCUGACUCUUUGCCCAGACCUCUUUAGUUUGGGAGAUCCUCCUCACUCUCCUGAAGUGUCUCAAGUAUACCAGUGGGAGUGCAGGGGAGGAGCACAGGCCUUCAGAUGGGGCUUCCCACGUGUAGCUACUGAUCCCAUAUUUCCUACUCACCUUCCAAAUGGUGCGACCCAACUUCAUUUGUUUACUUGAAAAUUCCCCCUCGAGGUUGAGAGAACCUCUGAGGUGGCUGUAUUUUCUCCUAAGCUUGAGAUAGGGGGCUGUGGUCCUUCCUUUCUCCUGAGGAGAAAGUCCUUGCUCUGGUGACCUGUAAGUUGCAGAGGAGGGUGGAGUGAGAGUGUCAUGUAUUGGGAUAGUCAGGGAUCCCUGCCUUUGGCCUUUCUUCUUCUUCUUCUUCCUCUUCCAUAGUUGGAUCAUGUAUAUUUUACUUCUAAAGGAGAGAAUGUCAAAAAGUUCUGUAUUUUUUUAUAUUCUAUAUAUUAGGUAGGUCAAUCUUAAUUGGUCUCAAGAGGAAGAACUGUCUGUCAUUUCGGUAAGUAGGAUACUGUGAGGAAGACCAAAAAGAGAUAUGGAUGCUUCCUCGCUCAGGAGGCCUGAGCUUGGUCCUUUUCCUCUCUGCUUGGAUUCUGGACCACCACCUGGGACCAACCUUCAGCUCUGGAACCUUCAUAAAGCAGGUCAGCGUGGCCUGAUUGUCCCAGGACCUGAAGGGAGCAAGGAUGGCCUCAGGGCCUGGUGAAUUCUGCUACUCUGUCCUUACUGCUGAACAUCCUGCUUGUAUCAGGAAACUCAGAAGCAGUUUGCCUUGUCAAAUUCAAUCUCAAUGGCCAUUGUCCACAUAACUGAUCACCCAUGGCUGCCUCUCCUAUUAUCUAUUAUCACUGAAACUUAGUAGCCUGCUUUUUUUUUUUUUUUAGAGCUAUUGCUUAUCUUCCCUGUUUGGGAUCCUUGUACCUGGUUUGGGUUUUCCCUUCCUUGUGACAAUUAUAAUCCAGAUGCCUCUUCUUUCUGUUUGAAUUACGAUAGUGCAUUGCCUUAGUGGCUUGCCUGUGCCUCUGGGUGGAUUACAUAUGAUAGUAAAGCCCACCUGUUUGGAUGGGAGUAGAGGAAGUUGGUGUAGACCAGCUGUGGAGCUGAAGGCACAGUCUGCCCCACCCCCACCUCCCCACUGUGGUUAGUCAGAGGCAUCCUGCUCCAAGCUCUGCUUUUCCUUCCUCUGAAACAAUGCCAUUCUUGCUUCUAUUGCUACACAUCUCCUUCUAGCUCAGGUGAAAUCCAUGCCCUUCUGCUUAUAGACCUAAAGUUCAGGUACUUAUUAUUGGCCAUUGGUCUUGAAUUUGCCCUCUCCUAGUGCUGCAGUCCCACUUCAAAGCCAUUUUCUGAGGAGGAUGGUUUAGGUCUGGCAAUUGUCCUUGAAAAAUCCCACCCAUGUUGUACCACCUUGGUGAGUCAGAUGCCACUCAUCAGCUUGGGAAUGAUGGCUGCCAACUCCCAAUCUCCCAGGAAGGCAGGGGGCAGAAUCUUUUUUUCACUUGGCCUGCUACCUCCAUUAAAAAACCAUUCUCUUACAGUUAAAAAAAAAAAAAAAAAAAAAGCCUUCCCCUACCCAACCUCCGCCCAUUGUUCUCUUCCAAAGGGCAAUUUAGUAGGAUCUACUUUGUACAUCUCAAGUAAGAGUUAAGUCCCUGAUAUAGGGACCAGUUUCUUAGUGUAAGACAUACACAUCCUGCUUGUCCAGCUGUUCCUCCAAAAUCUACUUUGGCUUCAGCUCCGGGUCCUGUACCAGAUGGAAAAUGUUUUUGGUGAUCUGGCUGCUGCUUAAAGCCAGUUUUCCCUAAGAACUCCAAAGGCUGAAGUCUACUAGGGGCAGAGUGUGAGGAUAGAUUUCUAAUCAGAGAAAAGUGGCCUCCAGGAGCUUUCAUUUAGGUCUUCUCCAGACCAGGUUUUCCUGUUAUCUUCCUUUAAUCCCCUUUCAACCAACAGGUGAAGUUCUUCCAGCCCACAGAGGUAGUAAUAUCAUCUUUUCUAUCUCCUCCUCUCCUUUGGCCAUGUAAUGAAGCAAAAUAUUAUUUAUUUAGCCCAGGCUUGAGAGCCACUGUUUGUGGACAGUCUUCAUCUAGAUUCCAUACCCUGGCCUAAGCGAGGUAAGGCUCUCUGGUUAUUGCCAGGAUGGAGCCCCCCUACCCCAGUCUGCUGUAGGGAAUACCCUAAUUAGUUGAGGCAUGCUUUUGGAAUCCUGGCAUGUUGGCAUAUGGCUGGUCUAUCCUUUUUAAGAUCUCUGGUUGGGGGUAUCUGGAUAUGGAUUAGGAGGGACAAGGAGCCUUUUUCUUGGCUAAUGUUUUCCAAUACUUUUUUGAAUGGUGCCAGCUCCUCCAGGCAUCCCACCCCCAAAUCAUCAUCUUUAGUACUAACAGGGUGUCUGGUCUUAGAAGCCUCCCUUCAGAUCCCAGCUGAUCCCGGUGACUGCCUGGCCUUGAUGUUGGCUGCAGCCUUCUGAUAGAACCACAUGGAUUCCACCCACAGCUGGCCAGGCUUGUUACAUGGGUCAGGGAAUACAAAUGGCCCCCCCCAGGGAGCAGGUGUUGGCCUCAGUUUUCAGGGACCCUUGGUGUUGCUCCUUACCUAGAGCCCAUUAAUCUACCCCAUCAACUCUCUGCCAUGAAAGCCAUCUUCCAGGAGCCCUGUUUUUUGGAGCUGAACUGCACAGAUUAUAGCUGCUAUUGUACUUAAAUAAGGGAGAGGAAAAGAAGGUUCUCAGGCACAGACUUUCUAUUUUUCUCAAGCCAAACCAGUUUAAAAUGUCUAGCAGAAUGAACUGUAUUUCCAUUUCUUCAUGUCUACCUGCCUUCCCCCCACACCCUAAAGUUGUACUUGUUUCUAGCAAACUAGAAGGAAAAGAUAGGAAAGCCUGGCACUACUAACCUCACCUCUCAUACACCUCUUUGAAGGCCCCAGCUCUUUUGUUCAGGCCUCUCUUCUCCCCUAGACUCACUCAGCUUGGUAUCCAUCAUCUUGAGCAUUCUUCAGUAGAUUCAUCUAGGGUUCAGAUUCCAGACUCUCAGCUGAAGACAGGGAGCCAAUUUCCCCCAGGUCCCUGCAGGUAAUCCAGGGACCCCAUAGGGAGAACAGGCUGACUGGGGCAUUAGGAAUGUUUGUACCUCUCUGCCUCCCUGGCAGCCUGGGGAAGGGUGCAGGGCUCAGUGCGCUAAACCAUGGUAAACAUCUUUGAUAGAACUACCCUAGAAUUUAGUGAGUGUGAGACCGAGAUAUUGCUCAGAAUAAAUUUAUUCCAUAGUCAUUUAGGAUUGCAUGUUCUGGACCAACCUUGUCCAGUAUGUUUUCUGUUUGAGCUUUUUCAUUCUUUUGUUAAGCCAACAAGUUGAGAAUUUGGCCCUGCUGGGAUCCAUGUAGUGGGCACUAGCUGCUCUUUGGCCAGGGCCUUCAUAAAUGAUUCAGUCUCUCAUUAUCUGUCCUCUAGCCCCACACCCUGAUUUAGACCGUGGCAAAGGAAGAACUUGAGGUCAAGGCCAACCAAAUCUGUGAAUUAAAGCUGUUAUUUUUUUCUCUGCAAGGGCGCUUUGCUUCAGGUCUGGGCUAUGUGCAGAACCUAAGCAGGCUGUGAGAGUUAGAAGAGGCAGCAUUACAUGUUAGGCCCAGAACACCAUGGGAAAAGGUUUAUGUAGCGUAUCUUAGUGGCCUGCCUAGCUGCCUCUGGGCCAGGCUGACUUCUGAUGUCCACAUUAGCUCAUACCUGAACCCUGUUGCUGAAUGCCAGCCCUGUUCUCCUGUAACUAUUAUAUACGCCAUGGCCUGGGGGGCAUUGAAGGAAGUAAGCUCUCAGAGAUCCUAACACUGGCUGGGAACCUCUGACUCAGAGCAUGUCUUUAAAGAGUCCACAUCUGGCCAGGCGCGGUGGCACAUGCCUGUAAUCCCAGCACUUUGGGAGGCCGAGGCGGGCGGAUCACGAGGUCAGGAGUUUGAGACCAGCCUGGCAACAUAGUGAAACCCCAUCUCUAAUAAAAAUACAAAAAAUUAGCUGGGCGUGGUGGCAGGCGCCUGUAAUCCCAGCCACUUGGGAGGCUGAGACAGGAGAAUCACUUGAACCCAGGAGGCGGAGGUUGCAGUGAGCCAAGAUCAUGCCACUGCACUCCAGCUUGGGUGACAGUGCGAGACUCCAUCUCAAAAAAAAAAAAAAAAAAAAAAAAUCCACAUCUUCAGCUGGGCGCGGUGGCUCAUGCCUGUAAUCCUAGCACUUUGGGAGGCUGAGGCGGGCAGAUCACUUGAGGUUAGGAGUUCAAAACCAGCCUGACCAACAUAGUAAAACCCCGUCCCUACAAAAAUAAAAAAAUAAAAAAAACAAGCCAGGUGUGGUGGUGGGCACCUGUGAUCUCAGCUACGUGGGAGGCUGAGGCAGGAGAAUCUCUUGAACCUAGGAGGCAGAGGUUGCAGUGAGCCAAGAUUGUGCCAGCCUGGGCGACAGGAUGAGACUCUUGUCUCAAAAAAAAAAAAGUCCACAUCUUCAUGAACCCUCAGACUCUGGAGUUGGGUGUCGGCUUUUUAAGCCAGCUUUUGUGGGAAUUGCCUUUGACCUAUUAAAGAAGGAAAGUGGGUAAUGGAGUCCCAGCCACUCAAGAGACUGGAUAUCCCCCGAGAAUGGCUUGGGUUACCAGCUAUGGACCCUUGGAAGAUGAAUCUAAUCCUUCUCACUGGUUUUUCUUUGCAAAUUCAUUUGCUUUUAUUUUUCUAAUAACAAUAAACUCUAUUUUCCAUGUUCUCAGGGCCCCUGGGUAGACAGACACAGCUUGAUUUCAGAGCAGACAUAGGCCAAGAAAACAUGGCAUUGAGUGUGCUGAGUCCAGACAAAUGUUAUUUAUAUACACAUCCAAAUUUGAAGAGAAAAUGUAUUUCUUUAGGUUUCAAACACUGUAAUAGAUAUAAAGCAAAAAUAAAAACCUGUUGCAAAGUUCUAAA